CUAACCGCCCCCCCUCGCGCCACUUCCGGCGUUCCGUUCCCCGUUGCGCUCCGCCGCCCGCCCGCCCGCGGAGCCCUGGUUCCGGCGGGGCGAUGCUGCUCGGCGGUGUGGCGGAGGCGGGCGGCGCCGUGCGGCGGCUGCUGCGGGCCGGGGCCGCGGCCAGGCACAAAGCGAUGAAGAACUGGGGCGUUAUCGGGGGGGUGGCCGUGGCGCUGGCCGCGGGGAUGUACGUGCUGUGGGGGCCCAUCACCGAGAGGAAGAGGCGCAGGAGAGGGCUUGUACCUGGCCUUCUGAAUUUGGGGAACACAUGUUUCAUGAACUCUUUGCUGCAAGGCUUAUCUUCCUGCCCGUCUUUCAUCAAGUGGCUGGAGGAGUUCACAGCACAGUACAAGACGGAGCAGAGCCAGUUCACUGAGCACCAAUACCUGUCAGUCACACUGCUGCGUCUCCUAAGAGCUUUAUCCUGUCAAGAGGCAACAGAAGAUGAUGUCCUGGAUGCAAGCUGCCUCUUAGAAGUUCUAAGAAUGUACAGGUGGCAGAUCUCAUCAUUCGAAGAGCAGGAUGCUCAUGAACUGUUUCAUGUCCUUACCUCUUCACUAGAAGACGAACGGGAUCGUCAGCCCCGUGUGACACAUUUGUUCGAUGUGCACUCGCUGGAGCAGCCAGAAAUAACCCAAAAGCAAAUAAGCUGCAGAACAAGAGGAUCUCUUCCUCUCGUGUCAAAUCACUGGAAGUCUCCACAUCCUUUUCAUGGAAGGCUCACCAGCAACAUGGUUUGCAAACACUGUGAACGCCAGAGCCCUGUGAGGUACGAUACCUUUGACAGUCUCUCACUGAGCAUUCCAGCAGCUGUGUGGGGCCGUCCCAUGACGCUGGACCACUGCCUCCACCAUUUCAUCUCCUCUGAAUCUGUGAAGGAUGUGGUGUGUGACAACUGCACUAAAAUUCAGGCAGAAGGGAUUCUGAAUGGACAGAGCAUAGAAAACCAGAGAACAACAUUUGUUAAGCAAUUAAAGUUAGGAAAGCUCCCUCAGUGUUUGUGUAUCCAUCUGCAAAGACUGAGCUGGUCAAACCAAGGCACUCCUCUGAAGCGUCACGAACACGUGCAGUUCAAUGAGUUCCUCAUCAUGGACAUCUACAAAUACCACGUUCCUGUUCACAAGUCCAGCCAGACUGAGCUGAAUCAGAAGAAGUCUGACGAGACAGCACCUGGAACAAAGGAUGGGAUAGCAGUGAAACCUGCAGGUGCAGAACAACCAUCAGGCACUAAACCACAUUUUGUGAAUGGUGCCUGCCCCUCUUCCUUUUUAAUGUCCUCGGGAGCUUUCCCACUUGCUGCAUUCCCAGAAUGCAGCUCCCCCGUGUACCUUUACCGCCUGAUGGCAGUGGUGGUUCACCACGGCGACAUGCACUCGGGACACUUUGUGACCUACCGUCGCUCCCCGCCUUCCCCCCGCAGCCCCUUCGCUGUCAGCAGCCAGUGGCUGUGGAUCUCAGACGACACCGUCCGCAAAGCCAGCCUGCAGGAGGUCCUCUCCUGCAGUGCCUACCUGCUGUUCUAUGAGCGUGUUCACUCCAGGGUACAGCACCAGAGCUUGGCAUCAAAGGCUGAAGAGUGAUGAAGAGAGCAGAAUUAGGACAAAACCUGACAGAAUCCCUCUAAUGAGGUCUACCUGGCACCUCCUGUUUGUUAUGCAAAUAACCCACCACAGGCCCUUUAACCUUCCCCUCCUCUAUGGCAAAGGCUGGCUCCUGUUGGGAGUUGUGUCUGUACCAAAGUUGGUCUGCUGAUGUUGUGCAGCCCGGAGCAGAGCUGUAUUAAAGGAGUAUUUAUUCUGUUA
Neopsephotus bourkii (Bourke's parrot) is the source of this 1841-nucleotide messenger RNA. It is a transcript of the gene USP30, whose product is annotated as ubiquitin specific peptidase 30. Gene Ontology annotation, biological process: protein deubiquitination. Gene Ontology annotation, molecular function: cysteine-type endopeptidase activity; cysteine-type deubiquitinase activity. The transcript has 13 exons. Gene Ontology annotation, cellular component: cytosol; nucleus. The record is from RefSeq and is a predicted model, not a curated record. Bases 93 to 1619 code for a protein of 508 amino acids. Lineage: Eukaryota; Metazoa; Chordata; Aves; Psittaciformes; Psittacidae.